UUCAUUCAGUGGAUGGAGGACUACGUUCCGAAUACAUUGGAUAUUCUCUAGCUAUAUAGAACACAUCGGGAAACCUUUCGUCGUCAAUUGUCUGUCCAAGCCAAAUUACUUUUCGUCGUGUUUGGAAGUGUUGAGUUCAGUGUAUUCGUUCUCGGAUCUCAUCCGAGCAAACCCAAAAUUCUUUUCCUUGGCUUUUGCGCAAUUUCCGUUGUGUUCCCUAACCAUUCAGGGUUCGGUUCUCUUUGCCCUCCGAUUGUAAGUUACCGUACGAUAUUAUAAUCCAUUGCCAUGUCGGGAGAUUGCGCCAACGCUGGCGAUCCCUGCCAGGCUCCCACCGACUUCUCGCCAUGCCCGCCGGGAUCGACGUGUCCGCCUUGCGAUUGUGGGGACUAUGCGGGUUGUUGCUACCAGCAACCGCCACGCACGUUGCCCAUUGUGCCCAAGUCGCACUUUAUGCGCUCCACGGCGCCACUGGAUACGGACACGAUUUACCGGCGUUCAUUUUACGCCAACUGUGGCGAUAACUUCAGGGCCCGUCCAGUGAUGCCGUGCUCCCAGAUUCGCGCCUCCACAGCACCGCUGGAGAAGUGCACCAUCCAGAAGCUGUCGUAUAUGCCACCGUGUCCGGUGAAACGGACGCCUCCCAUCGUUCCCAUGGAAAGUGGCCUACGCUUUGAGGGUCCAAUUUAUGCGAUGACUUCGCAGAAGCACGACUACGUGCCAAAGGGAAUAGUCAAGCGGGAUCCCAUAGUGCCGCGGGUGGCCAUCUGCACCUCGAAUGCCCCCAUGGAGCGCUGCACCAUCCAGAAGCUCAGCUAUAUGCCCAUUGAUGUGUGCCAGAAUCCGCCUCCCAAGGCCAUGAUCCAGGGCUCGAGCUAUUGCAAGCCUUCGGGACCCAUGGAGCGCUGCACCAUCCAAAAGCUGUCGUACAUGCCGGUCUGUCUGCCGGCCAAGGAGCCCACACCCUGGGCUGACAAGAUCCGUUGUGUACCGCCGCGUUACUCGAAUGUGUGCACCACCUACAACCUGAGCUACAUGCCCAACUGCAACGAAGGGCGCACUGCUCCAGUGAUGCCCCUAACAACGUUGCGCUUCUGCGGCAACGAUAACGGUACUCCGAACACGGUUUACAAGCUAAGCUACAUGCCGGUGGAUGCCUCACGGACCAAGCCAGCGCCCGUGCUGCCAAAAGAUACCUUCUGCCGGCCUACUGGUCCACUGGAGAAGUGCACCAUUCAAAAGCUCUCCUAUCAGCCAAACUGCACAGACCGAACUCCACCUAUCCGUCCGAUGGAGAACGGGUUGCGGUUCGAUGGACCCAUGUAUGCAAUGACCACCCAAAAGCACGACUUUGUGCCCAAGCCGCAUGUGCGCCGGGCACCGAUCAUGCCGCGCACUGCCUUCUGUCGACCCACCGGCGCCAUGGAGCGAUGCACGGUGAACAAGCUGUCUUACAUGCCGGUAGAUGUCUCCUGCUUCCCGCGGGCCGAGUCCGUCAAGCCGCGCGAGGGCUUUUGCCGCAACGAGGGACCCAUAGAGAAGUGCACCACAUACAAGCUCAGCUAUUUGCCCAACUGCAUACCGCCCAAAGAGCCACUGCCCUGGGCCAGAUACACAUCCUACUGCCGGCCAUCGGGUCCGAUUGAAAAGUGUACAAUUCAGAAGCUCAGCUAUGGGCCACCCGGUGCCUUCCAACGUUGUGGCGGUCCUUGUGGAACUGGCGGCGGCGAUGGUUUCCCGAAGGCAGGCAUUUGUUAAGCUCUCAAUACACCCAAAAUGGCAAGCGAAUCCCUCGUUCCAUGUUACGUGUUUAGUCCAAAAUCUUCCAGUCCACGAUUUUUGUGUGUUGUCUUUAAAUGUCUAGCGAUCGGCACUCUUCGUUAAGUUUUACAUUUGAAUUCCUACCGCCGCCGAAUUGUCAUCUAUAGAAAAUUGAAAGUCUUCUAGUGAUCGAUGAGCUUACGAAUUGAGACGCAGUAUUCCUUAAAAAAUUAAUGUACGUUUACAGAAAUAUAUAGAUCCAGUAAAUCUAAAAA
Molecule: messenger RNA, 2036 nt
Organism: Drosophila serrata
Lineage: Eukaryota; Metazoa; Arthropoda; Insecta; Diptera; Drosophilidae
Cellular component (GO): ciliary basal body; sperm flagellum; cytoskeleton
Molecular function (GO): microtubule binding
Source: RefSeq, a predicted model, not a curated record